AUGAGAAAGUGUGAUAUGAAAUCGUUUUGGUUAGUGGCAGUGGUUGUAGUGAAUGUGUUAUCAGUGUUAAUGGUGGGUGCAGAGGAAUGUGAGACAGAAAUACUGGGGAUGAAGAUAGAGUGCACGUAUUACAUGACGAAGAGCGAUCCAAGAAUUUUGGAUCCGAAUCCCCAGUGCUGUAAAGCCAUUGCUGAUGCACAUAAAAAACUAUCAUGCUGGUGCAACAGUCUCGCUCGGAAAGUUGGUGUGUUCCCACUUUUUCUUUCUUUUUCCCUCUCAGUUUAUCUUUCAUUCUUAAUCCUUGUUGUCAUUACUAUGUUGUUUCAUCACUAA
Molecule: messenger RNA, 333 nt
Organism: Sphenostylis stenocarpa
Lineage: Eukaryota; Viridiplantae; Streptophyta; Magnoliopsida; Fabales; Fabaceae
Source: the annotation of a GenBank genome assembly